AGAUCCUGAAACUUGUUUUUAGGGGAGAACACAGGGGAAAGGGGUUGCUGACCCCAGGAUACUUAGGGUCCCUGGGAGACUCCCUUCCGUCUGUCCCCGGUUUGGCACAGGGGCCACCGAGGCUGGGACCAAAGCCGCGCAGGGCCGGGAGUUGCAGAGCCCGCCGGCCGGGCGUGGAUGGCGCGCAAAAUCCCGUUUGGGGUGGAGGAGCUUGGGUCAGAAUAAUUUGCAGGACUAGGGAGGUGCUUAACCUCUUUGGGGCGGCUCCCGGUUGUGCUGUCACCGGCCCUGGGCCCUCGCGGCCCCUAGCCGGGGGUGCAGAAGUCACGGGCCCGAAGCAGCAAGAGCUGGGGAAGUCCGGCCGCGGCCAGCGGGGAGGAGGAGCGAAGGGGUUGCGCCCCCGCGUCAGGGAGACGCGACCCGGGAAAGGGCUGCAAGGGCGACUUCUGUGGGACCCGGACGUUCUAAGCAAAUUUCUAGCGUCGGCGCGGGGCUCUCAGCGCUCUCGGGGGCCCUGAGCUGUGGUUCGGAAGCGACCUCCGCGGGGCGGGGCCUCCCGCCCCUCCUGCCGGCGGCCUCCGGCAGGCCCCGUUCCUCCCCGCUAACGCAGCCGAGGUGCCCGCGAUGCGGGCUCCGCCGAUUGGCUGCGCGACGCGUCGCUCGGGCCGGCCCCGCCCCGCCCCGCGGGCCCCGGGGGUAGUAACCCCGCGCGGGCGGCCAGGGCCCCGCCACUUGAUUCUGGAGGAUUUGUUCUGGGGCUGCGGCCGCGGAGUUGCGGCGGCCGCGGGCAGGCUUCGGGGUGGGAGGCGGUGGCGGCGGCGCAGCUCCAGGCGGGCCCCGCUGCGGCCCAGACAGCCGGGACCGCCGCGAGAGGCGGCCGCACGCGGGGCGGCGCGCCGGGGAUGCGGGACUAGCGGGCGGGCUGCCGGCGGCCGUCGGGGCGGCAAGGGCUUGCAGCGGGCAGGUCCCGGCGGGUCUUGGCCGGGCGCCGCCCCCUGCACCCUGAGGCCCCGGGCCCCGCCGCUUCUGCUUUCCCGCUUCUCGCGGCAGCGGCGGCCGAGGAGGCGCCCGCGCCGGCCGCCCGCCCGGCGCCCUGACGGCCGCUGUUAUGCGUAUUCCUGUAGACCCGAGCACCAGCCGCCGCUUCACACCUCCCUCCACGGCCUUCCCCUGCGGCGGCGGCGGCGGCGGCGGCAAGAUGGGCGAGAACAGCGGCGCGCUGAGCGCGCAGGCGGCCGUGGUGCCCGGUGGGCGCGCCCGUCCGGAGGUGCGCUCGAUGGUGGACGUGCUGGCGGACCACCCGGGCGAGCUCGUGCGCACCGACAGCCCCAACUUCCUCUGCUCCGUGCUGCCCUCGCACUGGCGCUGCAACAAGACGCUGCCCGUCGCCUUCAAGGUGGUGGCACUGGGGGAUGUGCCGGAUGGCACGGUGGUGACCGUGAUGGCAGGCAAUGAUGAGAACUACUCUGCGGAGCUACGCAACGCCUCGGCCGUCAUGAAGAACCAGGUGGCCAGGUUCAACGACCUUCGCUUUGUGGGACGCAGUGGGCGAGGGAAGAGUUUCACUCUGACUAUCACUGUGUUCACCAACCCCACCCAAGUGGCCACCUACCACCGAGCCAUCAAGGUGACCGUGGACGGACCCCGGGAGCCCAGACGGCACCGGCAGAAGCUGGAGGACCAGACCAAGGCAUUCCCCGACCGCUUUGGGGACCUGGAACGGCUGCGCAUGCGGGUGACACCGAGCACGCCCAGCCCCCGAGGCUCACUCAGCACCACAAGCCACUUCAGCAGCCAGCCCCAGACCCCUAUCCAAGGCACCUCGGAACUGAACCCAUUCUCCGACCCCCGCCAGUUUGACCGCUCCUUCCCGACACUGCCAGCCCUCACGGAGAGCCGCUUCCCGGACCCCAGGAUGCAUUACCCCGGGGCCAUGUCGGCUGCCUUUCCCUACAGCGCCACGCCCUCAGGCACGAGCAUCAGCAGCCUCAGCGUGGCAGGCAUGCCGGCCACCAGCCGCUUCCACCACACCUACCUCCCGCCACCCUACCCGGGGGCCCCGCAAAACCAGAGCGGGCCCUUCCAGGCCAACCCGUCCCCCUACCACCUGUACUACGGCACAUCCUCCGGCUCCUACCAGUUCUCCAUGGUGGCCGGCAGCAGCAGCGGGGGCGACCGCUCGCCCACCCGCAUGCUGGCCUCCUGCACCAGCAGCGCUGCCUCUGUCGCCACCGGCAACCUCAUGAACCCCAGCCUGGGCGGCCAGAGUGACAGCGUGGAGGCCGACGGCAGCCACAGCAACUCGCCCACGGCCCUGAGCACGCCGGGCCGCAUGGAUGAGGCCGUGUGGCGGCCCUACUGACCGCCCCAGUGGACUCCUCCCGAGGGAGGUGGGGACCCUAGCAACCUUCGAGACCAGUGACGGGCCAGCUCCGAGGCUCCGGGCAGGAAUGGGACUUGCACUCUAGCGUGGUCUCGGUCCCAGGGUGGUUCCAGCUGGUGGGUGUGUCUGACUGCACCUGUCCAGCACAUCCUUGUACAGAGGUGUGGGGAACAGCCCCACCUGGGACACUGCCCCCAGCCCAGAUCCCGGCUGUCUCAUCAGCCUCCUGCCACCUCCCCAGAAGGACCUCACUGUCUCCAACUAUGCCCAGUACUGCAUGGGGCCCGUGUCUCCUGGGGCAGAGGCCAUCUCUCUUCCAGAGAGAGGCAGCAUUGGCCCACAGGAUAUGCCUCAGGCCCCAGGAAACAUCCCCACCCCUGCACCCCCUGGGUCCAGCGCCCUCUGUAUUUACACAAAUGGAGUCAGAACUGGAAAGUGUUUCCCACCCCUGCCACCCUUGAGAGGGGUUCCCCUCAUUGUACAGAUGGGGCAGGACCCUGCACGUUGCUGGCAGAGAUGGGAUGAGAACACAUCCAAGCCAGUGCCCCCAGCCCAGCUUCCCCUCCGUUCCUAACAGUUGGCUUUCCCCCAGACGCAUGGGUCCCAGGCACCAGAGAUGAGUCUAGGGCAUCAGCUCCCUAAACCCAGGAAGGCCCCUACAGACUGGCUCCUCCAUGCACUUUACCAGCCCAAGGCAUCCACUCUCUGUUCUCUUGGUUGGGGGUGGGGGAUCCCCUUUCCCCUAAGCAGUCUCAUAAUUUUCAUUUGUGGAGAGAAUAGGGGGGUCAGAUAGGUCCUAGCAGAAGUCAUUGAGGUGAGGGAUCAUUUGGGGUCAGACAUCAGCGUUCCUGUCCCACCUAGGUCCAGCCAAGCUGCGCCCCAUCCUUCAAGCCUCCCUGGAGGACCUGGCCAAAUCUUGCAUCCUGACACAUGCCUGUCUUUAGCCUAUUUUGUGCUCUGAAAGCGAGCAGUCCUGAACAACAAAAAAAGUUUUUAAAACUGAUUUUAGAAAAAGAAGCUUAAUCUAACAUUUUCAAACACAAGGUCUCUUAACAAGUGUAGCUCCGGGAUGAUAAGCAGCAUCCCUAGCUCCUCCCCCUCACCAACCCCCAGCUGCCUCCUGAGAGUGUGGGGUCAUUAGGGUCUCAGUACUUCCUCAAGGGGCUACAUUCCCUACCAGGCAGCAUCCCAGCAGCCUGCACCACAGGUGCCCCUGGGAGGACAAGGGAAGUGCUGGUGAGAUGCUGGGCUCGCUGUCCCCUGUGGCUCUGGGACAUCUGUCCAGGAGGCUGUGCGGGUGUUCUGGUUGGGGUGGGUGGGAUGCAGGAGGUGGGGAGCACUGGCUUUGCAUGGCAGAAGAGAAGCACUAUAAGGGCAUGCCAGCCGCAUCUCAGCCCCACUACAUUCUGAGGUGAAGUCCUGCCCCUGAGUUUUGCAAAAUGGAAAUGUGGGCCCUUGCCCUAGGGCCAGGCACGUGGAUUCUCAGAGUUCUCUGGCCCUAGAAAGGCUUAGAAAAUGUGUUAAAGGACAGGAAACUCAUAAAGGCUAGCAGCACAUGGUUUUUGUAACUUUCUAUGGAUGCAGAAAUCUGCCCUACAAAAGGAUCCUCAGUGUUGCCUCUGUGAGAGCACUGCCCCCACCCAAUCUGUCACAACAGCUAGAACCAUACACCAGAGACACACUGGCAGGCUAGGCAGUCCUUCUGGUGAUCCUAUUCCAGUCCCUCCUACUGCAGUUUCUCUUGGCCUGUCCCCACUGGAAAAACAGUCUCCAUCUCUUCAAAACAACUGCUGACUCCCUGCACCCAGGGUGCCUCUCCACCCUUACUUAGGAAGCAGCUACAAGUCCAUUAUCCUUGUACUUUCUUCCUUCCUGAUUUCUGGUUGUAGCUGGUCCUGGGUCAGUGUAGGAAGCACCAUUGGUUCCCAGGGCCCAGCACUUUGUAGUCUCAUCCCAGAUGACUACCCCUUCCUGAUCCUCAAGCCUUGGAGAAGCAGGGAUGGGAAAUAAAUUGCUCUUCCUACCCCAUCCCCCAUCCCCUGACAAAAAGUGAUGGCAGCCGUACUUUGUUUGUAAGGCCCAAAGUGGGUACAGACAGCCCGGGCUGGUAAAAGUAGGUCCUUAUUUACAAGGCUGCUUUAAAGUUGUAAAAGGCAAACACUGAUAUAGGAAGCAGGAAGAAAGGAAGAUGUUUUGAUACAAUAUAACUGUGAGCCUGUCAGUAGUGGGUACCAAUCUUUUUAUGACAUAUUGUCAUGCUGACGUGUGACACUUGCUGCACUCAUAUCUGAUGCAAAACCAUCCCAGAGCUGGCGAGAGGAUGGAGCAGGGUGGAAACUGCUUUGCACUAUCAUUUGCUUCGUGUUUGUUUUUGAUGCACAACUUGCUUGUACAGUAAACUGUCUUCUGUACUAUUUAACUGUAAAAUGGAAUUUGGACUGAUUUGUUACAAUAAUAUAAGUCUGAGAUGUG
Molecule: messenger RNA, 4855 nt
Organism: Sapajus apella (tufted capuchin)
Lineage: Eukaryota; Metazoa; Chordata; Mammalia; Primates; Cebidae
Gene: RUNX3
Product: RUNX family transcription factor 3
Exons: 5
Coding region: 1109-2362 (417 amino acids)
Biological process (GO): hemopoiesis; regulation of transcription by RNA polymerase II; regulation of cell differentiation
Cellular component (GO): nucleus
Molecular function (GO): DNA-binding transcription factor activity, RNA polymerase II-specific; RNA polymerase II cis-regulatory region sequence-specific DNA binding; ATP binding
Source: RefSeq, a predicted model, not a curated record